Messenger RNA from Sturnus vulgaris (Common starling), 1850 nucleotides. The record is from RefSeq and is a predicted model, not a curated record. NCBI's taxonomy places the organism in Eukaryota, Metazoa, Chordata, Aves, Passeriformes, Sturnidae.
CAGAGGGAUCUGCAGAAAGGGGUGAGGGGAAAGGAAGGAGCUGGAGGUGGAGAAAUCCUGCAGAAUCUGGGGAUGUCAAUUGAUGAGGUCAUAGAGUUUGCCAGUUGCAGAAAAGAAAGUUAAAGGCACAAAAAAAAAAAAAAAAAAAAAGUUUUGAAGUUGUUUUUCAAAAGAGGCGAAAACUCCGAGAAGCCGAAGGAAUGGAGCAACUUUUCAAACUCCUCCUGUGGCAGAUUUUGCUUCAGCAAAGUUCUGUGUGCUCAUAUUCAGUCCCAGCCGAUGCCUCCAACCCAUCCAGCGUGGUGGUGUCAGUGCUGAACAUCAGUGCAGUGCUGGGCUCCCAGGCUGUGCUGCCCUGCAAGAGCCACCGCAUGGUUUGGACCCAGGACCGCCUGAAUGACCGGCAGCGUGUGGUGCACUGGGACCUGCUGAGCUCCUACUAUGGGGACAGCAGGAUGGAGAGGCUCUGUGACAUGUACUCAGCUGGGGACCAGCGUGUCUACAGCUCCUACAACCAGGGCAGGAUCCUCAUGCCCGAAAAUGCCUUUGCAGAUGGGAAUUUUUCGCUGGUGAUUAAAGGAGUUGCAGAGAGCGAUGAAGGCACAUAUUCCUGUAACCUUCACCAUCACUACUGCCACUUGUACGAAACGGUGAAAAUCCAGCUGCUCGUUGCCAGGAGAGGAGAGGAUGCCAGCGAGCACUGGGACGGCGAGAAGCCGGUGCUGGUGGCUCCGGAGGGCAGCACGGUGACCCUGCCGUGUGUCAACCGGCAGCACAUCUGGACCGAGAGACACAGCGAGGAGGAGCAGCAGGUGGUGCACUGGGACCGGCAGCCCCCCGGCGUGCCCCAGGACCGUGCUGACCGCCUGGUGGAUCUGUACGCGUCCGGGGAGCGCCGCUCGUACGGCCCGCAGUUCCUGCGGCAGAAAAUGAACGUGAGCCGCGCCGCCUUCGCCGCCGGCGAUUUCUCGCUGCGCAUCUCUCACCUGGAGAGCGCCGACGAGGGAACCUAUUCCUGUCACCUGCACCACCACUACUGCGGGCUGCACGAACGCAGGAUCUACCACCUGGCCGUGCUGGAGCCGCAGAGGGACAGCAAGGUGGUGAACAUCAGCAGCGACGGCACUUCCCCUUCAGAUCCAAACGUGGUCAGGGGCCACAAUGUCAUCAAUGUCAUCAUUCCCGAGAGCAGGAUGCAUUUUUUCCAGCAGCUGGGCUACAUCCUGGCCACCCUGCUGCUCUUCCUCGUCCUCCUCAUCAUCGUGGUGCUCCUCACCCGCAGGCGCCGGCAGAGAGGUUAUGAGUACAACGUGAAGAAAUAUGGAGAGAAGGAUGUGAAUCUUAAAGAAUUUCCAGUGGACACGACAGAUCUGACCCCACACAAGAGUGAAGACAUCAGGCUGGAUUACAAAAACAACAUCCUGAAGGAGAAGGCUGAGCAAGCCAGAAGCUUCCCAGCGAAGAACAUUGAUUUAGACAAAGAUUUCAGGAAGGAAUAUUGUAAAUGAAGACACUCCCAAAGCUGCUGGCUGGACCAGAAGCUUCCAUCAGAGAUAAAUAAUGUGGAAGAGAGAUGUCUUUUCUUAAUUCCAUCUCCCUCCAGUCCCCACAGGAUUUUUUUCCCCCACACAAGGGUGCAAAUGCUUCAUGAAAGAGUUAAACUGUCUUGUGUGCAUUUAUGGGGUUGGGUUGCCUUUUCUUCCUCUGUUCUCCCAACCCUCCCUUCCCCUUUUCUUUCUCGACAAUUAUUGUUGGAUUUUAUGCAUCAAUGAUUUUUAUGAGCUGAAUCAGCAGAGGUUUUGCUUUGAUGUUAUUGCUUUAAAUAAAACCACCUGCAUCACUAAUCCUGA